Messenger RNA from Anolis sagrei ordinatus, 599 nucleotides. The record is from RefSeq and is a predicted model, not a curated record. Lineage: Eukaryota; Metazoa; Chordata; Lepidosauria; Squamata; Anolidae.
AAUACUUAAAAAUAGUGAUGUGCAUGAAAGGUCAUCCACCUUGAACUGUCAGAGAGCAAAGGUCUCACUGUCGCAGCUUCCAUGAGGAAAGCUUUGGGUUUUGGAAUAUUUUGAGUUUUGGGUUUGAAGGAAAGGGAUGUUCGACCUGUGCCCUGUUUUUGCAGUUCGGCAUUUUCCAAAGGUUUGUUCAGAGAGAACAUGGAGAGAAAUACUUGGAUGCUUUGACGCUGUUUUUUCCCCUUUCCAGGCCAAAGCACCAAAUUCAGUUGUGUUGGUGGUGGGAACUCACCUUGACUUGAUUGAAACCAAAUUCCGUGUGGAAAGGAUUGCCACCUUGAGAGCCUAUGUCCUGGCUGUGUGUCGAUCCCCUUCUGGUUCGAGAGCAACCGGCUUCCCAGAUAUCACCAUGAAACACUUACACGAAAUCUCAUGUAAGACGCUCGAAGGCCUAGAAGGUCUGCGGCACCUGAUCUAUCACAUCACCGUCAAUAUGAAGGACAUUGGGAGUUCAAUUGGCUCACAAAAGCUUGUUGGGAGAUUGGUGCGUACCAUUGCAUAUUGGAGAAAGCUUUUCGCCUUGUAGGGUAAAUUCUGCAAUU